AUGGGCGGAUGUACUUCAAAAAGUAAAAACAAGAAAAACUCAUACCUCCUGGAAGUGCACGAGGGUCAUGAGAUGGGUAUCAACUGUAUGGCACUCAGUGAAGAUGGGUCUGUCAUCGCGACCGGAAGUGAAGAUAAAACUGCGCGUUUGUGGAGUGCUAAGACUGAUUACUGUGAAUGUAUUGGUAUAUUGAAAGGUCACGAGGAAUAUAUCAACUGUAUCGUCAUAGAGGACUGCUAUGUGGUGACCGGAAGUGCUGAUAAAACUAUGCGGAAGUGGGAUGUCAGCACGUGUGAAUGCGUGCUCAUCUGUCGAGGUCAUACUUCGGUUAUCUACCGAAUGAUCUGCACGGGGGACUUUCUGUUUACUAGUUCCUACGACAGAACUGCCCGCUGCUGGGAUUUCGACAACGGUGAAUGUUUGAGAGUAUUUCGAGGUCACAAACGAGGGGUAUAUCCUCUAAUAUUCAUCCCAGCCGACGAUGAGGAAGAUUUGGCCGAAGACCAUGUAGAUCUAGAUGGCGGCACCGAUAUUCUAAUCACGGGGUCGGCAGAUUCCACAGCGAGGUCCUGGAAUUUUGAGACAGGGCAGUGUAUGAAGGUGUUUAAGGGCCACACAGGGGCUAUUACGUGCAUGGCAACGGACAAUGUCGGUCGUGUACUUUUCACCGGAAGUACCGAUAACUCUGUCCGGAGCUGGAACCUUAUAAAGGCGGAACCAAUUAAGAUUUUCGAGGGCCAUACAGCGUCUGUGAUCUGCAUGCAAGUUGUCAAUAAAAUGAUGUAUACCGGAAGUUCAGACCAUACCGGAAGAGCCUGGGUGACCGAGUUUGGCGACUGCACUCGAGUAUAUAAAGGUCACAAACACACAGUCAGCGUCGUUAAGGUCAGGGAUGGGUUAGUGUAUACUGCUUGUGGUGACGGUGUUGCCCGUUGCUAUGACGCCAAAUCAGGAUCGCAGAAACGGGAGUUCAAUGUCUACACUGGCUCUGGAGACUCCACUGUAAGACAGUACGACACAAAAACGGCUUGUUUAAUGCAUAUAUUCCAGGACACAGAGACAUCUGUAAGCUGUCUGGAGGUCGUAGAUGGUCGUCUGUUCACUGGGUCGUUUGAUGGUUGUCUAAGGGUCUGGGACGCCACGGGAAUAAAGGAGGAGACCGUGUUUGGAAAGGAGGAAAAUAAGGAAAAAGAAGUGAAGGAAAACGGUCAGACUAAAGGCGGGAUUCCGGAUAAUCAGGUCGACAACAACCAAAACAACAACAAAAUUAUGAUUGACUAG
This is a messenger RNA of Ylistrum balloti, 1281 nucleotides long. Its product is annotated as WD repeat-containing protein 86-like. The record is from RefSeq and is a predicted model, not a curated record. The transcript is spliced from 5 exons. Bases 1 to 1281 code for a protein of 426 amino acids. Gene Ontology annotation, molecular function: protein binding. Lineage: Eukaryota; Metazoa; Mollusca; Bivalvia; Pectinida; Pectinidae.